AUGAUUAUCAUACCACUAUUCCUAUCCCCAUCACCACAAUCGACGUCGUUUUCUUUUCACCGCCAUCAACACCACUCCACUCCAUUCAUCCUAAACAUAUUCGCCCGUUCCCAGUAUUCUACCGUCUUUUCUAUUCUUUUCAAAUGGUUCUUUUUUUCUUUUGCGAUUUCUUCGCUUUCGAUUCAAUUCUAUUUCUCUUCUUCUCACAAACGCUUUAUGAACUUCUUUCUUAUUUUUUUCUCUUCUACCGUCUCUCUAUUUUUGUUUUCCUUUUCCUUUCUUUUCUUUCUUUCUUUUGCUUUAUGCCCUUUCUUUUUCUUUUUCUUUUUCUUUUUUUUUUUGUCUUUCUUUUCCCCACUCUCUAUGUUCUUUUAUUUCCACACUUCCUCCUCCGUUCGUAUCUUUUCUUUUCCACAAUUCCUUUCAAUUCUUUUCUCUUUUCCAGAGCAUCCUAAAAUUCUUCUCGGCCCCACCGGUUUCUUUCCUUUCACCAUUCUUUUAUCUUUUUUUCUUAUUUUACCUCAUUCUGCCUAG
Molecule: messenger RNA, 534 nt
Organism: Acanthosepion pharaonis
Lineage: Eukaryota; Metazoa; Mollusca; Cephalopoda; Sepiida; Sepiidae
Source: the annotation of a GenBank genome assembly